Patella vulgata (common limpet) is the source of this 6985-nucleotide messenger RNA. Its product is annotated as regulator of G-protein signaling 22. Gene Ontology annotation, molecular function: G-protein alpha-subunit binding. The transcript has 20 exons. The record is from RefSeq and is a predicted model, not a curated record. Bases 229 to 4779 code for a protein of 1516 amino acids. Gene Ontology annotation, biological process: regulation of signal transduction. Lineage: Eukaryota; Metazoa; Mollusca; Gastropoda; Patellidae.
AUCCUUGUUGAUAGGCAAACAUUGGUAAAUUAAAACAUGGUGUUUUCACAGACUUUAUCUCAGUAUUUGGAAUAAUUAGUGCACACUUUAAAGUUUGGAAAAAGAUAAUUUAAAAAUUAUUAUUCAGUGACUGGAUAAAUGUAGAGUUGAUUAUUGAAUAUUCACUAAUGAAGGAUUACCAUCAAAUUUUCAUAAUUGAUUUGGAUUAUUUUGCUUGAAAAUUUCAAAAUGGUGGAAUUUACCAUAAGAUCUCAGACACUGGAGGAUUUUCUAGCAACUGAUGAAUUAUUUGUUGAAUAUUUUAAUACAUUUCUCAGUCUUCCAAGCUUUCCAGAGCCUUUGUGUUUUAAUGAAGAAACGGGUGGUUUUGAAGUUGUCAACAAUGCUAAGAAAGAUUUGGCUCGUCAAAUUAAAGCGGCUGUUCGCUCACAACAGAAAAAGAAAAAGAUGUAUAAAGUAGCCAAAGAUCACAGUUAUAUUGAUAUUCCAUUGAUACCUAUAGAAGAAAUUGAAGGACCAGAAAAAAUUGAGAUCGAUACAACUUUUACCGUAACUACAUUAAAUAAAGAACAGGGCAUUCAUUGGGUAAAAGCUGAAAGACUGCCAGCAUUCCUUGAAAGUGAUUGUUAUCUAGAGUACCGUCUGGCCAAAAUUCUGUCCCAAGCCAGACUAACAACUGAAUCAGGAGAAUUUGUCAUCAUGAAAAUAGACUUCAGGCCUCGAAUCAAAAAAGUAAAACAAAAGCCCGCAGAAGAAGAUCACAAUGAUCCUAAAGAGAGGAUAAUGAAGGACAUGUUUGUGUCAUUAGGUACUGUAAAUACCACAGAUUCCAAUGCAUGGUUUAGUCAGGCACAAAAUGCACAAAGUGGUACACAGACUUUUACAACACUGUCUCGACCUCUCUCAUCAAGCCGUCCAACAAGUGCUCGUCCAAUAAGUGGAAGACCAAAGAGUGCCAUAAGUACUGCUGACAGUUAUCGUAGAUCUGAUAGUGGAUUUGGCAGUCCAAUGAAAAGCUCUGUUUUCAGCAGUUCAUUUUUUGGAAGCUACGCACCAGGUGUCAAUGGAACUGAAGAAUUAGAUGACACCACACUUCGAACAAAAAUUUAUCUCGAUUCCAAGCCUACAACUCCUCGACCAUCUGAUACAUGUUGUGUUCUAACGGGUGAUCAAAAUGUUUUCAAACAACCUGCCGGACCAGUCUACUCCUACCCAAAACAUGAAUCAACUGAUUCAGAAUCAGGAGUUGGUGAUACAGAUCGGGAUGAAACAGAUUUUGAAACAGAGGCUCCAUCUACUUAUGUUCGCGAUGAUGUACAAUGUCAGGUUGAGUCUGAGAGUGAGACUAAAGUUAACCAAUCAGAGACCAGUGUAAAACCUAAACAGUCAGUAAGUAAACAGAACAGUACAGAAAGUAUCGUUGUGAAUAAUAUUGAUGAUCUAGGGUCAGUUAUAGUGGGUGCCAUAUUGAAACGAUCUUUAGCAGAAAUCACAAACACACCAGAAUCUGAAUUCGAAAAUGAUAAAGAAAUAUUAUCAAUCUUUAGUAAUCCUGAACUGAGCUACAUAACCGUAGAAAUGUUAGAUCAUGUCUGUUUUAAUGAAACUGGAACUGAAGAGCAGGAAGAAGAAAUCCCAGUCAAUAAGGAUUUGGAGAAAGAGGAAGAAAGUGAUGUAGAUUCUUUAUUAGACAGUGAAGAAGAUUAUGAAGAAAGUGAUGAAUUCUUUAGAAAACAUAAAAUCAAAACCUAUGACCUAUCCAAUAGAAAAGGUGUACAGCAAUUUAAAACAUUCUUGAAGGGAACAAGUGGUGAAAAAUAUUUUAAAUUCUGGGUGGAUAUAGACCGAAGUCAUCUAUUUCCCAAAACUAUGGAUGUAUUAGGGUAUUUAUCAGAAAUGAGAGACAAGUACCAGAGAACAGGUGCCCCAUAUGAACUAACAAAAGAAUUAAAGACUGAACUAGGUCUUGUAGAACCAAGUCAGUGGACUGUGAAGAAAUUACAAAGUUUACAGAAUAAAAUAGCUGAACCUCUAGUUACAUACUGGGCACCAAGAUUUUUGUUGAAACAAUUAAUGAAGACAAACCCUGAGAAAUACUAUCUCUAUCAUCAUCAACAACUACUAAAACAAACUAAAACAGAUGUAAACCCAAACCCCCUAACAAAAUCACUGUUACCAUUACGUCCUAAAUCAUGUCAACCUCGUAUACAUACCACACCUAUAAUACAAGAUGCUGUAACUGUUAGCUGUAAUCCACCAGCCAAUCAAUUUCAAACAUCGCCACCUGUAGGAAUGAGACGAUCGUAUUCUCAUCUUCAACCUAAACGUGCAACAACUGCUGGUAAUAUGAAAACAAGAACUGAAUAUAAAAAGAAACCAAGAGAAUUUUUAGAACCCAGACUUCGCGUACCACCCAAUAAUACCAAACGUUGUCAGUCAGCUUUUACAAGGACAUCCUCAGCAAGAUUAAAACCCAGUCGUAUAGUUUCUGCUCGACCAACAUCAGCAGGUUCAUCAUCUUCAAAUGAAUCCUGGGAAUCAGCAUCAGUUAUCAUGCUUCCUGAAACACCUCAACCAUCAAAUAUCAUUCUCCCAUCACCACCCACGUCAAGGCCUGCAACAAGGGAGACCACAAGACGUGAGUCAAAAGUGAGCAUAGAAUCUGAGUUUUUGGGCGGUCAGAGAAUGGAGGCCUUACUUCAGGCUUUAGAAAAUGAGAAAUCGGCUGGUGGUUUCUUCAAAAAAUAUGUAGAAAGAAGUGGAAAUAAGCUUUGGAAAUGGUGCUUUGAGUUUUGGCUGGAUGUUCAAAUCUAUCACGAUUUAUUUUACCAGGAAACUGUAGAACCAUAUAAACUUAGGGUAAAGUCACAGGCAAUUUAUUCCAAGUAUAUAGUGACGUCUUCACCAUGUGAUAUUCAAUGUGAUAAAGAACUCCGAGGUGAUAUUUAUUAUCAUCUUUCUCCACCUUAUGAAGAACUUUUUGAUGAAGCAGAGGAAUAUUGUCUCCAAGUGCUGUAUUCAGCUUGGAUUGGUAAUCUGAAAGAAGAUAUAAGGACAUAUAAUAAGGUUGAAUUAAUAGAUGUUAAACGUCACCUAGAAACUAAAUCAAAAUAUGUUUUACAUCUUCAAAAACGAGGAAUCAUAAAAGAGAGAGUUUUAACACCAGAUGAUCCUAUGGGUGGUUAUGAAGAUCCUGUUUAUGAUCCUAGUCUUCUGGACAAAAUACCAGAGGAAUUCCUUGACUUAUCACUUGAAAAACUUAUUCAUAAUCGCAUUGAGUUAGAACAUUUCAGAGAGUUUUUAGCAGAGAAUUAUGCCAGCAUGGAUCUGUUAUGUUGGAUGGAAAUAGAGGCAUGGCGUCGUAUAUCUCACACAGACGAGAAAAAAAGGGACCAGAAAGCCAAAGAAAUAAAAACAAAAUAUUUAAACAAAAAAUAUUUCUUUGGACCGAACAGUCCAGCUGGUAAAGAGGGCCAAGAAAAGGUAAUGAAUGCUGGAGGUGGUUGGGGUAAACUAUUGGAAGAUCGACCACCAAAUGCUGUUAUACUUGAAGCACAAAAAUAUGUCCGAGAACGUCUAGAAAAAAAGUGGUUCCCCUUGUUUUUAACAACUGAGGAUUUUGCUGAUCGGCAAAGAAUUGAUGAAAGCAUGGCAGAUGUAGUUGAUGAUGUCCUAGUACAGAAACGAAAGAGAUCACAAGCUGUCUGGAAGUUAUUAGAAAGUCGUUGGACAUCAUCUUCAAAGGAAAUUGUUACUAUACGUAAAGCUUUGUUAAAUCCUGUUACAUCACAUCAGUUCCGACGUUAUGUCUCAAUCAAGGGGGAUAAUCUGGAGAACAAUGUCCUUUUCUGGCAGGAAGUACAGAAAUAUAAGGAUAUGUACCAUGCUCAUUCUGAUGAUGGACUUCUAGCCCAGAAAAUCAACGCAAUUAUCAACUGUUUCAUAGACUCACAGAUUCCUCCAAGUAUUCAGAUAGACAUUCCUCAUGAUAUGGCUGAAAAAAUCUUAGAUCGCAAACAUGAACGAGGUCCAUAUCUUUUUAGAGAGGCUCAGCUGGCUGUUUUCCGUGUUCUAUCUGGUCAUUGGACAAGUUUCUGCGAAUUCAGAAGUAAUUUAGCUGAUGAUAAAAUAUUACCAACUAUUGAACGUCAGCGCCGUCAUGCCAAGAAAAAGGAACUGAAAAAACAGCAAGAAAUGGAAGAACGCAUGGAAAAGGUUCGAAAAGAAACUGAAGCUAGAGGUGAUGUAUAUGUUGAUCCCUUUAAAAAGUUUAAUGAAGAAAGUGUGGUUGAUGAAGAAGAUUACCAAGAAAAAGAUCGAAUGACAUGGACUUAUAGUAAUUAUAUGAAAGCCUUAGAUGAAGAGGAUAUUAUGAAUAAUACAAAUGAAAGCAUCUUUAGUUCUGUUACUGAUUUGAGUACUGAUAAAGAUACACCUCAACAGCCUCCACAAAGAUCCACUUCUGCUCAGUCUAUAUCAGAACAAACCACGGUAGCGGGUCGUAAAACAACAACACGAUCAGAUGAUAAUACAACUAUAUCAAAAAGUUCCCACAGUGAUAAUGUAAAGGAAGGAAAAUCAGAAAACAGAGAAUCACCAUCUCCAACAUCAGGGAGUGGUAAAGUAAAAUUCAGUAAAUUAGAACAAACAACAUCAUGUCCGUCCAAUAAAGAACCAACCAAGCCAUCUUCACCACCAAUUUCAAAACCCUCAAGCGAAACUAAACAUGUACGAUAUUCUCGAGGAAUGCCACCAUUGGUUAAACCUCGUGAAAAGUAGUCUGUUGUGUUGAUAUUUCUGUGAUAUUCAUACUCCAUAGUGCUGUUUUUAUUAUAUUGUGAUUUUAUACAUAUUGUCAAAUUAGUCUUUAUUUGUAAUCUGUCAUAUAGUAUUUACUGUCAUAUUUCAUGUUCUCCUGGUCUCAAUCAUUCCAGUCCAAAUUGUCUUCACUUGACUUUAACAAAUAUUGGUCUUGAAAAAAUAGCAUCAAUGUUGUAUAUUGUACCUAGUUGUCUGAGUUUUGGCGCAUACAUUCUAUGCAAUGACUUCUGGGAGAUAUUGUCUCAAUUCACCAGGUGAUGGUCAUUAUUUGCCUCAACGGAUAACGCAACGUACAGUAAUUUCUUUUACUGUAUAUUAUUGUAUAGACAUUUCACCUUUGUUUGGACAUAUCAAUAACCGUUGCAGUCAAAGUGGGGACAAUUUGGGCCAGAUUAAUCAAGAUUAAUGUGCCCUGUAAAACCUACUGUUUUUGUUCUCACCUUCCUUAUUUCUGUUACCAAACUAGCAAUCUGUUACAAAUGCGCCAUCUUAAUGGAUAGACUGAAUAUGUCCUUAGAUAAAACGUCUUGCUGAAUAUAGCAUUUGAUUUUUUUAAAAUCAAGUUAUAUCAAAUAAUUGUCUUUUUCAAAUAAACAAGACAAAACAUUCCAAGAUGUGAGUUUUGAUUGUAAUUUGUAACAUUGUUAUGAUGUACAUGAAACAAGUUUUUAGAAGUUUUUAAAAUUGAAAAUGUGUGAAAAAUCUACAACAAUCUUGAACGAAGUUAAAAAUGUUUCAAAAGGUCAAAAAAUGGCAGGGAAGAAAAUUGUUACAAGAUUGUCAAAAUCCUGCCCAUGUUUGAAGCUUGAGGAUUAUUUGAUUAAAACAAAAUGUAUCUAAAUUUAGUUGUAAUUUAUUCCAUGUGUGAACGUUAACAUGUUACAUAAUAAUGACAAUAUGUUAGUUUUCAGCCUGGGAAUAAGUUUGCACAAAUUGCCAAAAAAACUCCAAAAUUGGCAUUUAUGGAGUCUUACAUAUUUAUGUGUUACAUGAUAAAAAGCAUAGAAUGGCUACCAUUAUUGAACUUGAUAAAAAUAGUUUUACAAGUUAAAACUUAUUUACAGAAGGUUUAAAACAAAUUAUGUUUAUUUCUGCAAGUUAUGAAGAUGGAAUUUCUUGUGACAACAGAAGCUAUUCUAUUUAAUGUACCCUAUAUUAAAGGAGAUGUCUGAGAUUUCAAAGUGUACAUUUUGAUAAAAGUCUGUUCAAGUAUACAAAUUAAUCGUCAAAAUGCUGAGAAAUAAUCCUCAUAGCUUGUCUAAAAAAUUCGGCUCAAAACAUUGGGCCAUUCGGAAGUGAUUGUGCAAUUCACUUAAAGAAUUCCAUUGUUUAGUUGCUUGAGUGACUUGAUGAUCACAACAUUCAUUUACAACUAUAACUUAAUAAGUAUAUAGACUUUGUCAUCCAGACACUUAUGGAUAGCAUAGAAUUUAAAAAGACUUAUGGCCACCCGCAUAUGGAAACUGAAAAUACCAAACAGCUCCACAGAUAGUUGGACAUGACUACAAUAAAGUUUUCUAAGAGUCUUCCGCUCAGAAAUUACAUGUUUGAGUCACUAAAAUAUUUGGGACUGCUCCUUUAAAACAUUAAACAAUGAAUGUUGAAAAAGUAAAACCCCUCAUAGUAUUGAAUCUAUAUUUUUCAUAACACAGUCCGUCCAAAAAUAUUUAAUAAGUAUGCUUUUAUUUUCUAAUAUUUUGUUUAUCUGAUUAGUACCAGUAUUCAUGUUAUUUUCAAAACACUUUUCUGGUUUAGAUGCAUAUUUGAAUAUUUUAUAUGGUUAUCUGCAGAAAAAAAAAUGAACAUUAUUUUCAAAUCAAAAUAAUCAAGUCUUCUUUCCAUAAUUCUGUAUAAAAUAUUUAUGGUAAAUAGUAACAGAAUUCAAGAUACUAGUAAUCCGAUUUAUUUAUCAUUUAUCUAACAUGUAUGUAUUUUCUCCCUUGGGUACAAAAUGUUUUUAUACAUGCACUUUAAUUUUCUAUGUAGAAGCAUUUUAAGUAGUGAAAGUAAUCUGCAUCUUCAAAUUUUUUAUGUUUACACCUAAUCCAAAUAUUAUCAUUGAUAACUAUAUAGCUUAAUGUUUAUAAUAUAAAACUGACUGUGAUAGUAACUGUGAUAAUAACCAUUUUAGUUUUGUUAGAAAAAAUUAAAUAAAAAAUUUAUA